UGGUAUUAUAUAGGUCUUAGCCAAAACAUGUGAUAGUCAGUGAAGGGGUAGCUGGAAAGAGAAGUGUGUGGCUCAAUUAACCAGCUCAGGCAGACCUUGUGAGAAGUAGAGGAAGAAUGCUCCUGGCUGCUUUGUACUGCCUGCUGUGGAGUUUCCAGACCUCCGCUGGCCAUUUCCCUCGAGCCUGUGCCUCCUCCAAGAACCUGAUGGAGAAGGAAUGCUGCCCCCCAUGGGGGGGUGACGGGACUCCCUGUGGCCAGCUCUCAGGCAGGGGUUCCUGUCAGGACAUCAUUCUUUCCAAGGCACCACUGGGACCUCAGUUCCCCUUCACAGGGGUGGAUGACCGGGAGUCUUGGCCCUCCGUCUUUUACAAUCGGACCUGCCAGUGCUUUGGCAACUUCAUGGGAUUCAACUGUGGAAAUUGUAAGUUUGGCUUUUGGGGACCCAACUGCACAGAGAGGCGACUUUUGGUGAGAAGAAACAUCUUUGAUUUGAGUGUCCCAGAGAAGAACAAAUUUCUUGCCUACCUCACUUUAGCGAAACAUACUACCAGCCCAGACUACGUCAUCCCCACCGGCACCUAUGGCCAGAUGAAGAAUGGAUCAGCACCCCUUUUUAAUGAUAUCAGCAUUUAUGACCUCUUUGUCUGGAUGCAUUAUUAUGUGUCAAGGGACACACUGCUUGGAGACUCUGAAAUCUGGAGAGAGAUUGAUUUUGCUCAUGAAGCCCCAGGCUUCCUGCCUUGGCAUAGGCUCUUCUUGCUGCGGUGGGAACAAGAAAUCCAGAAGCUGACAGGGGAUGAGAACUUCACUAUUCCAUACUGGGAUUGGCGAGAUGCAGGAAAUUGUGACAUUUGCACAGAUGAGUACAUGGGAGGGCACAACCCUGCAAACCCUAAUCUGCUCAGCCCAGCAUCCUUCUUCUCCUCUUGGCAGAUCGUUUGCAGCCAAUUGGAGGAGUACAAUAGCCGCCAGGCUUUAUGCAAUGGGACAUCCGAGGGACCAUUACUGCGCAAUCCUGGAAACCAUGACAAAGCCAGGACCCCACGGCUCCCCUCCUCAGCUGAUGUGGAAUUUUGCCUGAGUUUGACACAGUAUGAAUCAGGUUCCAUGGAUAAAGCUGCCAACUUCAGCUUUAGAAACACACUGGAAGGAUUUGCUAGUCCACUUACAGGGAUAGCAGACGCCUCUCAAAGCAGUAUGCACAAUGCCUUGCACAUCUACAUGAAUGGAACAAUGUCCCAGGUACCAGGAUCUGCCAACGAUCCCAUUUUCCUUCUUCAUCAUGCAUUUGUUGACAGUAUUUUUGAACAGUGGCUUCGAAGGCACCAUCCUCUUCAAGAAGUUUAUCCAGAAGCCAAUGCACCCAUUGGGCACAACCGGGAAUCCUACAUGGUUCCUUUUAUACCUCUCUAUAGAAAUGGUGACUUCUUUAUCUCAUCCAGAGAUCUGGGCUAUGACUAUAGCUAUCUACAAGAUUCAGAACCAGACAUUUUUCAAGAUUACAUUAAGCCCUACUUAGAACAAGCAAGUCAGAUCUGGCCAUGGCUCAUUGGGGCAGCCUUGGUAGGAUCUGUCCUUACUGCUGUGCUGGGAAGACUCACUAGCCUGUUGUGUCGUCGAAAGAGAAAGCGGCUUCCUGAAGAAAAGCAGCCGCUCCUUAUGGAGAAGGAGGAUUACCACAGCGUGUUGUAUCAGAGCCAUUUAUAAAAGGUUUAGGCACUAGCGUUGGGUCAAAAAAACCUGACCUCACUCUAAAAUAAAUGAUGUUAAUGUCCCCAGGGUAUAUCCCAGCAGAAAUCCUUGGAAUGUGUCUAUGAAGACCAUUAUCAGAAUUGUUAUCUUAAUACAAAGAGUAUCCCUUCUCCUACUCAGGUAGAAGCCACCUGUGCUUGCUUCGCUAUGUUUUGAUCAUUCCCUUAAUAGUUUUCCUCAAGCCCAUAUUUCCAAGGAAAGGAUGCCAUUUGGUAAUGAGUAACUGCUAGUCAUAUCUGAAUGAAAGUGCUCUUAUAAAAUAUGAGAACAGUUGUGAUUAUUUUCCUCCUGAUUGCUUAGUGACGUUUCUUUUAUUAUCCCCUUUCUUUGACUUUAAUAAAAUAGUAACAAGUUUA
Hippopotamus amphibius kiboko is the source of this 2110-nucleotide messenger RNA. It is a transcript of the gene TYR, whose product is annotated as tyrosinase. Gene Ontology annotation, molecular function: tyrosinase activity. The coding region runs from base 117 to 1709 and encodes 530 amino acids. The record is from RefSeq and is a predicted model, not a curated record. NCBI's taxonomy places the organism in Eukaryota, Metazoa, Chordata, Mammalia, Artiodactyla, Hippopotamidae. Gene Ontology annotation, biological process: pigmentation; melanin biosynthetic process. The transcript has 5 exons.